Ciona intestinalis (vase tunicate) is the source of this 1650-nucleotide messenger RNA. NCBI's taxonomy places the organism in Eukaryota, Metazoa, Chordata, Ascidiacea, Phlebobranchia, Cionidae. The record is from RefSeq and is a predicted model, not a curated record.
AAGCAUUUUCUGUCCCCUAUCGUUGACACAAAAGGAAUGUCUUCGUUCGUACGCUUGAGUAGUUUAGCCUGGGCUUUAAAUUUUUAUCAUUUUUUACUUUUGUCAAUGAAUGAGUACACGCAAUGGCAAUGCGAACUACAAGGCAAGUAAAAGGUGCGUCUACCGACGUUCAGAUGGACAGAAAAAUUCGUCUCCGUAAUCUGAAUGAACACAUAACGUGUUACCUUUGCCACGGUUACCUUAUCGAUGCUACGACGAUAACAGAAUGUCUACAUACCUUUUGCAAAAGUUGCAUCGUAUCGCACGUGGAAGACGGAAGAAAUGAAUGUCCGAAGUGUGAAGCAGUGAUCCAUCAUAGUUACCCACUACAGUAUCUAGCAUACGAUCGGACCAUGCAAGAUAUUGUGGAGAAACUUGUGCCCAAGUUAAAACAGUCUGAGUGGUCACGGCGUAUUCAGUUCUGUCAUAAAAAUAAUCUUCCAAUUCCAUUUGAUAUUCAUAUGUCCAAUCCCACUGUUAUGAAAGACACAACUCUGAUGGAUGACGGGAAACAACAGAGUUAUCAUAGAUACGACGAACAAGUGAAUAUUUUUCUACGAAGUACUUCAUGUUCCCUUAAACACCUUAAGCGUCCUUUCCUACAAUGCUCCAUACAUGCAACGAUCAAAAUUUUAAAGAAAUUUCUCGCCAAAAAUCUUGGACUUGGAAUACACCAACACUCAGAGCUUGACAUUUUGUGCAAUGAUGAGAUCCUUGGGAAGGAUCACACGCUCAUGUUUAUCCUCGUUACAAGGUGGAGGGCAAGGAAACCACCUUUACAACUCGACUAUCGACCUAGUAUCGUUAUGUUAUAACUCGUUGCUAUUCUAUUUUUAAUUUCCGAACUAUUUUGUAUUCUCGCAUUUUUUUUGCAACUUUUUGUCUAUAACUGAAUUGUAUUAUGUAAACUGUUUAAAAGUGAGUUAAACUUGUGACACAGAUGCCAUAACAACUCGACUAUCAACCUAGUAUCCUCGUUUAUAACUAGUUUCUAUAAUAUUUUGACUUUUUCGAACUAUUUUUUUAUUCACUUGUCUUUUUUGCAACUUUUUGUCUAUUUUGCAGACUCUUUGUCUUUAACUUAAUUAUGUAAACUAUUUUAAAGUGAGUUAAACUUGUGACACAGAUGCCAUAACAACCCAGCAGUAUUGUUAUGUUAUACACAUGCCAAAACAAAGGUCCAUAACAACUGGACUAUAUAUCUAGUAUCGUUAUGUUAUAACUCUUUUCUCCCCUAUUUUCAUUGUUUGGACUAUUUUGUAUUUUCACGUGUGGGCUUUUUUUUGCAACUUCUUAGCCAGAACUCAAUUUUGCCGACUUUUGUGCAUAACUCAAUUAUGUAAACUGUUUAAAAGUGAAAUUGUUAAUUUUUGUAGCACACAUGCAAAAAACAUACAUGCCAUAACAAAGUGCAAAGGUGUUGGUUAGAAACCCUGUUUCACUGGAGUUAUACUGUUAGUUAUACCCUUUAAAUUCAAAAUAUUUGGAGUUGCCAAAAUGUGAAACCAAGUAUUUAACCAAUGUAAUACCUGACUGUGUAUUAGUAUUUAUGAUCAAUGUUCACUGUUGUGCAUGUGAUGUACUCCGCAAUAAAAGCACAAAAGUGUGAAA